Messenger RNA from Synchiropus splendidus (mandarinfish), 1337 nucleotides. It is a transcript of the gene cskmt, whose product is annotated as citrate synthase lysine methyltransferase. The transcript has 2 exons. The coding region runs from base 45 to 800 and encodes 251 amino acids. Lineage: Eukaryota; Metazoa; Chordata; Actinopteri; Syngnathiformes; Callionymidae. The record is from RefSeq and is a predicted model, not a curated record.
GUGAGACCUCGAUGUUGAAACAGCGCGCGACAAGCUGACUGACGAUGCAUCCGUUUUUGAGGUCAUUGAUAUUGAAAAAUAGAGGGUUAGUAACAGAAUGUCUGCGGCGACGCUCUUCUUUGACAUCUGAACUGUUUGAGAACAUGGACAAGAAGGCGACCUGGGAUCGCUUCUAUGCCGAGACCAACAGGGACAGGAAGGACUUUGAGAACUUUGACUGGUUCUUUGGCUUCAGUUCGGUCCGAGACAUCAUUCUGCCACUGUUACAAGCCAACACUCCCUCUGACCAACCGCUGCGCGUUUUGGACUUGGGCUGCGGCACAUCUGCGCUGGGUCCAUCCAUUUACAGACACUGUCCCCUCCCUGUGCACAUCACGUGCGCAGAUAUUUCGCCUGUAGCUGUCCAGCUGAUGCAGGCGCACGCCCGAGCCUCCACCCCCGAGCCGCUGAGCCCCUCAUCGCGACUUGAAUUCAUAGAACUGGACUGCACACGGCUGCACGAGCACUACAGGUCCAGCAGUGUGGACCUUAUCGUGGACAAAGGCACCAUUGAUGCCUUGCUCAGAUCCAGGGAUGGCAAGGAGAAGGCAGGACUGAUGUUAAGGCAGUGUUUGGGAGCGCUGCGUCGCUCAGGGUCCAUGGUGCAGUUCUCUGAUGAGGACCCAGAUGCAAGGCUGCUCUGGCUGGAGACUGAAGCCCAGGAAAGAGGGGUGAUGCUCGCAGAUAUAGGGGUGCAGGAUGUAGGCGAGACUUACUACUGCUAUCAUCUAUCACCUCGGUCUGUGAUAGAGCAAAGGUGACCUGUAAAGCCAUGCUUGAAAUAAAGAAAAUGCUGGAUCGGAUUUGAGUGUCUUUUGACAUUUUUUAUGAAAGGAAACUCAGAAAUAUCAUUGUUUUUUUUACCAUUGAAUUUUUCCAAAAUGACUGAGACUUCUCUUAAUUCUGUGUUGGGCAGUACUCAAGUUUCCUCCCAUAGUUAAAAUCGAUAGGCUGUUACACAUCACAAAAUCCUCACCUAAGCUGUAUUAUUCAGUUGUGACCACAAGAGAGCAGUGUUACCCCCAGAAGCAGAGCAGUGAGUAAACAUGACUUUAUUUGGACAUUUCUGUAAUUAAACAGGCAGCAAAAACCAUAUGAAUGCCUUUAUAAUCCACUUCAAUCAUUAAACUUGCAAAAGUAGCAAGUGCAACUACAAUCAAAAUGUCGGAUUCUAUCCUCACUGUCCGUUUAUUGAUUUCCCAAUAUUGCACACUUCCCAGUGUAGGUAUCGACAGGUGUUACGGCUGCAUUCUUCCUCACAUGAUGGAUGAAUCCAUUCCACUUCCUCCUCUGUUGAC